CAAUUCCUCCGCUCGGUUCUGUUGAGCUGAGAUCAGACGCCUGUGGAUCAGAGCGCGGAUCUCCAGCUGAGCCUCAUCACACAGUCGAACUGUUCGGAUAACAUCACGUUCAGCAAAACGCCGUUUAUGGUUUUAACUGAAGACUUCACAAUGUCUCGCACCGACGAGGUCCACCGCAUUACGGAAAAUGUCUAUAAGACCAUCAUGGAACAGUUCAAUCCCUGUUUGCGGAAUUUCAUCGCCAUGGGAAAGAACUACGAGAAGGCUCUCUCAAGUGUGACGUUUGCAGCAAAGGGCUAUUUUGAUGCUCUGGUGAGAAUGGGAGAGCUGGCCAGUGAAAGCCAAGGAUCUAAAGACUUGGGGGACGUGCUUUUCCAGAUGGCAGAGGUCCACCGGCAGAUUCAAGUGCAGUUAGAGGAAAUGUUAAAAUGCUUCCACAAUGAGCUGCUAUCGGAGCUGGAGAAGAAAGUGGAAUUGGACGCAAGAUACCUGACUGCGGCUCUUAAGAAGUACCAGAUUGAGCACAAAAGCAAAGGAGAGAGUCUGGAGAAAUUCCAGGGUGAGCUGAAGAAACUGCGGAGGAAGAGCCAGGGCAGCAAGAACCCCUCCAAGUACAGCGAGAAGGAGAUGCAGUACGUUGAGACCAUCAGCAGCAAACAGAGUGAGCUGGAUAGCUUCAUUGCAGAGGGCUACAAAACAGCACUUUCAGAGGAACGUAGGAGAUACUGUUUCCUGGUGGACCGCCAGUGCGCCGUGGCCAAGAACAGCAGCGCCUACCAUGGCAAGGGUAAGGACUUGUUAACCCAGAAGAUCCCAGUGUGGCAGCAGGCCUGUUCAGAGCCCAACAAGCUUCCCGAAAGGGCCAUGCUGCUCGCCCAGCAGAUGACUUCUGGUUCCAGCACCCUCCUCUCCAGCCCUCUGCACUCCUCCAAGGGCAACCUGGUCAUCUCAGAUCCCAUUCCUGGAGCACAACCCCUGCCUGUGCCCCCAGAACUAGCUGCCUUCAUGGGAAGUGGCCUUGGCCAUCAGGGGCGGCUAAUGGGUCCUGAUGGCAUGUCUCUGGUGAACGGGACAACAGGGGUCCAUGGAGACGACUACUGGACGGAUGGUGGGGUGUCUCAGGGAAGACCACCCUCUCCACAGAAUCAGUCUCAAACACAAGGCCAGCCCCAGAGACAGGUCAGCGACGUCUAUUCCAACACCCUGCCUGUCCGCAGGCCCCAGCCUGCUAAAAACAAGACCUCUGUGGGAGAAACACGAACUCUGCCCAGGUCAAGUUCCAUGGCCGCUGGUCUGGAGAAGAACGGACGUUCUCGCGUGCAGGCCAUUUUCUCCCACACUGCUGGCGACAAUAGCACCCUAUUGAGCUUUACUGAGGGUGACAUCAUCACCCUGCUGGUGCCAGAGGCUCGGGACGGCUGGCACUAUGGGGAGAAUGAGAAAAACAAGAUGCGGGGCUGGUUUCCUUUUUCCUACACCCGAGUGCUGCCUGACAGUGACAGCGAGAAGUUAAAAGUCAAUCUUCACCAUGGGAAGAGCAGCAGCACAGGAAACCUGCUGGAGCGAGAGGACAUGUCCUUACCCAUGCCUGACUAUGGUCUGACUGCCCGACUGUUGGCACAGAGCCUAACACAGACUCGACCACGUCCCUACAGCAUGGCAGGCUUCGUACAGCCAGCACUAGAGGAUUAUGAUGGGCUCUUAAGUUCCGAUGGCAAAUUGAUUUCGACAGUGUGAACACAGAGAGACUAUCAGACAGAUCCGGAUAGCACAGGGGCCACACCCCUACGUCCUUUAGCCCCUCCCCCUCUUAAGCUCUGCCUCCACACACUCCUCCUCCAAUGGAAGGGGCCAGUCUCAUCCCUCCUUUCUGUCCUCUCUUCCUCCCUGCGUCUUGCUGGGGUGAUAGUGGCAGUCGGGUGUGGUGGGUCGGGGGGGAUCUCUGAGAAGAACAACCGGAAGGCAGUCCAACUGCUCGUCUCGCUGCUUUACGGACUCUGAUUCGCCUGUAGUGACGCCGCUAUGACAUUGCCGUGGACUCCAAAGAGACUGCUUACCACUUCCCAUCUUUCAUGCAUGAGCACAAGUUUUGCUAUGUGGUUGUUUUUCAAAAUGACAUCCUCAUGUAAAAGCAAAUUUGGUCUUUUGGAGCAGCUCUUCUCAUUCCGAAGCUCUUGCUGAGUGUUUUUAUAAGCAGAUGUGAUGGGAGCCUCAUGGCAAAUGAGGAAUGUGUUUGUUUUUUUUUCUGUGUGGUUUAGUUGUGCAGAGUGUUUUUGAAGAGCAUUUGAGUUUUGUGAAUCCUUCAUGUAUUACCUGGUGCUCCUCUGGUCCAGAGGCUGUGUCGCUUGGUGCCGCAACAAGCUUAGAUUUUCCUCCGAUUCACCCAAGAAAUUGGAAUGAUUGGAAGGGAAAAUCGAAAUUUGCUCUCAUUAAACAAGUGCCAAAUAAGAGUGGUCCUAAGAAACUACAGUGAAGGUCGCAUGAGCUUCAAAAUCCUUGUGUGGGACUGUGCUGUUCGUCCAGACCAGCGUGGGUCCGCUCACCCUACAUGCAUGAAAGAAAAGUGCUCUGAGCAGAAACCUGUCCCCCACCAAAAAAAAUCUAAUUUUCCUGCCUCAGACAAUUUAAAAGGUUUGUUUACCCAAAAAUGAACAUUAACCUAUAAAUAACUCAUCCUGAAGUCAUCCUAGGUGUAUAUGACUUUCUUCUUUUAGACAAAUCUAGUUGGUGUUAUUUAAAAAUUGUCUUUGAUCUUUCAAGCUGUUUGAUGCCACUCAGCGGGUGCUGUACUGCAUCGGUCCAUGAAGUUUAAUAAAAAGCGCAUCCAUAAAAAAAGUCUCACACACCAUCGGGGGGUGAAUAAAGUCAUCCUGUAGCGAAUCUAUGCAUUUAUGUAAGAAAAAUACCUAUAUUCCAAGAUAUUCACUUCAAUCUAGCUUGCGCUCACAGUUGUAAACCAAGCAGUUCCAGGGGAAUGACGUAUGAGGUCAGCUUUGUACAUGCACUGCUCAGAAGUGAUGCACACAGAAACCUAGGGAUGUAAUGAUUACCGGUUUGACGAUAAAUCAUGAUUAAAUUUCCCAUGGGUUAGUAUUACCGUUUCAUCUUUUAAUUUUCAUUAAAACCAUAUUUGAUUACUGCGAUUUUAACAACUUGCGAUAAAUAAAUACUGUCCAGCAUAAAGCACAGUUUUCCAUAACCAUCUCACGUGUGCACAGCACGCAGAGUAGUUUUGUUUUGAGUGAAAACAGGGUAGAAAAACUGGAAAGUUUUAAAAGAGUACUAAGGAAAUUAUACAAAUGAAAAUGAAUUAAUUAUAUGAAUGUACCUCUGAAGGUUCCCACUGUCUUCAGAAACAAUUCGAUGGCAUUUUGUCUCCAACUUUGCUCCAUGUAAUACCUAAAGGAAGUGUUCGUAAUCGAAAUGCUGUUUUGUCCACGGAGGUUAUGGGAAACGGCUGUAAUUCAUCUUUUCCAUAAGCACCGCCUGCUGUCUGAGAGUGGAUUUACGGAGACCUAUAUUUACAUUCAGUUUGUGUGCAGCUUCUGUCUGGCCAAAAACCGACUGAAUUUGUAUGCCCUGCUGUAAAUUUUGACCAGUUGAUGCAAAACAAGUUUAUGUGGAUUCUACACAUUUAAACAAUUCAGAUAAGAUAUCUAGAAUUAUUUAUAGGGCAGAUAAAAUACAUCUAAUCAUUUAUUAAGCAAUUAUCAUUUUGACAUAUCUUUAUUUAAAAGGCUGAAAUGUGUGGUUUAUCUUUUUAUUAAACUUUUUCAAAGCUUUAUUUGAUCAUUUACAUUAAAUAUCUCACCAUGCUAUUAAACUGUUGUCAGUCAAGUUAUCAUUUAGAAUCCAGACAUCAUUGGUAAUGUUAUUGUUUUACUUCUCUUGGACUGAUGCAGUGCAACACCCACUGAGUGACAUCAAACAGUUUGAAAGAUCAAAGACCAUUUUUAAAUAACUCUAUACACCUAGGAUGACUUAAAGGGGAGUAAUUAAUGGGCUAAUUAUAUUUUUGUGUGAACUAACCCUUUAAAGUAUGGGAUCAGAAAAGUAUGGAAAUUAAUAUUUUGACGGUAUGAUUCACAAAUGUGACCUAAUUCACAUAAUUAGAUUUUCAAAUGUUCAUUUGAACACAAGCGUGUUCACAAAUUGAGACCCAUGAACUGAUGGAUAAGCUUGAAUUAGAGUGUGAAUGUUUUCAGACUGUUCUUAGAGGUUUUGAUUCAAAAAUAAAAUAAUCACUUUUUGGUAAAAUAGUGAUUAAAAUGUCAAUAUUUAUUCAUUUUUGUAUUCUUGUUUAUUUGUAUUUAUGUAGUUUUUUCAUCAAGUACAUCCUCUUCAGCCAAUCAAGUGAGAGUUAGAGAUCAAUGCACUGGACAACACUGAAAUGUUGAAAUGAAAUGCAAUGUGAAAGGGUCUUCAUAGGGACAGUUCUCUUAAAAAUGAAAUGACUGUCAUCAUUUACUCACCCUCAUGUUGUUCCAAAACCAUAAGACUUUGGUUCAUCUUUGAAACCGAGAAUAAGAUAUUUUUAAUGAAUCCUGAGAGGUUUCUGUCCCUCCAAGUAAGCAAAAGAACCAAAGUUUUAUGGAAAAGUUUUAAAUGAUGACAGAAUUUUCAUUUAUGAGUGAACUACCUCUUCAAAUUAUGCCUUUGUGAAUAUAUACAUUUUAUUUUGUGAAUAUCAAUCAGGUCACACAUUUGUGUCAUAUUUUGUGAAUAUAUUAAUUUUAGCCUAGUAUGAACCCAUACUUAAAUGCCACCAGCCCACAUCUUUAAAACAUUCCCGUUGUAGUAUGUUUCCAUGCAGUUUUAGGAUGUUGACUGACAGAUCCUCUGGAGCUGUGGUGUAGUCCUCGCUGUUUUGAUGUUCUUUAGUUUCUUCUUCCUUUUUUUUUCUUUUUUUUUUUUCUUUUGAAAAUAGACUUACUAGGAAAAAUGCACAAGAAAUCAGUGUAACAAUCACAAUAUGCAUGCUGAGGAGGAACAUAGUGAACAUUGACCUUGAAUGUAUGGUGACUUUUUACGAAAGGAAUAAAUAAAUAUCUAUAUAUUAAUAAAACAUUUGUUCAAA
This is a messenger RNA of Carassius gibelio (silver crucian carp), 5077 nucleotides long. RefSeq names its product brain-specific angiogenesis inhibitor 1-associated protein 2. The coding region runs from base 127 to 1737 and encodes 536 amino acids. The transcript is spliced from 14 exons. Gene Ontology annotation, molecular function: protein binding; cytoskeletal adaptor activity. Gene Ontology annotation, cellular component: cytosol; nucleoplasm. Gene Ontology annotation, biological process: actin crosslink formation; positive regulation of actin filament polymerization; actin filament bundle assembly. NCBI's taxonomy places the organism in Eukaryota, Metazoa, Chordata, Actinopteri, Cypriniformes, Cyprinidae. The record is from RefSeq and is a predicted model, not a curated record.